UUCACACGACACGAACUUGACAGUUCGCCAGUUCGACGAACGUAGCUCAAUCUGGGUGUUGCUGAAUUUAGUGAAAUAGCCGCGAACUCAUGGCGAGCUCGCGAACUUGACAGUUCAAUCAAAACAAACGGGCAGUGAAACAAAAACAAACCGCCAGUGCAAAUAAAAAACAAAGUGGUAGUGAAAACUGUUGUAUUGUUGUAUCGUUGAUUUGUAAACCAAAAAAGUAAGUUUAAUUGAAUAUUGCGGAUCAAAUAUAUAUGGCUUAAGCUGGAUAUGUUAAAAAUAAUAUCAUUGUUUUAUAAUUGUAUAAUCUCAUCGACUACAGACAAAAGAUAAUAACAUGGACUCGACAGCCAACAAGGCCCCUCAGUUCUGCGAGGAGGAAUUUGUUUUUACGGAAGAAAAAACGCUGGAGUUAAUAUCGGAGGUCCAGAAACACGAAGUGCUUUGGAAAAAGCAAAAUAAAAACUAUAAAAAUACUACAAAACAGGAUGAUAAAUGGCAUACGGUGUCAAAAGCAGUUGGGCUUCCAGUAGCCAUAAUCAAAGCCAAAUGGAAGGUUCUGCGUGCCCAAUUUCGCACCAACAACGCCAAAGCCAAGCAAAGCUGUCGUUCUGGGGCUGGUGCACAACAAGUUUACAAACCAACUUGGUUCGGUUAUGUACCGAUGCUAUUCCUCCGCGAAACGAUGGAUGUGGGCUUCACCAGAGACACGUUAAUGAUCACACCAACUACGAGCAAAAGUACAGAAGCCAGAACGCCAGAAGACCAGCAGAUAGCUGAACCGGGACGGCCAUCAACACCUGAGCCUGGUCCUUCUCGGCGAUGUAAUUUAAUAGGACCAACUCAGACAUCACCUAUACCUGGCCCUUCUCGACAAGCAACUUGCUUGCCUGAUGUUCAGCCUUCCCUUCGUCAGGACAAGGCUACAUCUACCACCGAAGACGGAAGACGAUUAAGAGCCAACCGGCAUGAAAAUAUAGAUCUAAAACUUCUAAAAUGUUUAGAAAGUUUUGAAGAAUCAUUAAAGGGGCAAAAAGAUAGGCAUAAAAUAGGCCCAUUCAUUGAGUUGCUGACCCAACGGAUGCUCAAGAAACGGGAUGAAGACCUAUCUUUAAUUGAAGAUUGCAUUUUAAGCUCCCUUAAUCAGUUUCCCGAUAAAGAUUAGAUUUUAGUGUCCUUUUGUUUGUUUUGUUAACCUUUGUAUAUUAGUUUUUUUCUUUUGGUGUUGGGUAUUUACUUAUUAUUUUUCUUAAUUAUUUAAUUAUCUAAUUACUUUUAGUUUACUUUUAGUUUUUACUUUAGUUUACUUAAUUAAUUAAUUUUAUGUGAGUUUCGUGUUAUUAUUUUGUAUAUGAACUUUAACCAAAAAGCAAUAAAACCGAAUUAUUUUGAACUUGAAUAGAUAUUUUUCUUUAUACACCAUCUCUCUUUAUCAUUUUACUUAUUUGAAGAUAAUGAUAAGGAGUUGAUAGUACUAACUCUUCGUAAAUAAUUAUUAUAUGAUUGCUUAACAAUAGCUAUAUCGACUAGCCUUAAAAAGGUACGCAAUAGAAAUACGGGAUGCACGUGAAUUUCUAAGUGUAUGAAAAAAGAUGCUCUUCCAGUUUAGUGGGCAAAUCAAUUAAGGCGUAUUGUGCAGUCGUGAUGCUUCAGCUUCGUAUCGAACAAAACCGGUAACAACUUUUGAUAUGGUUGAAUUACAUAUUAUACCACAAAAACGAAUCGCAAAACAGACGUUAUAGGCGCACCUCAAAUUGAUUUUGAAUUUAAGAUUCAUUUGUUAAUUUAAAUUCUGUGUGAUUCGUUUAGCGUUAUUUUGAUACAACCAACUAUAUUCUCCGUCUUUGAACAUGGCUUUAUCAUUGUUUGCACAAAAUUUACGGGUCGCAUGAAAAGCUAGUUAAAGAAGGAAAUUGAUAUGUUAGUUCGAGGUGUUAACAUCAAUUCUACCUUUA
Molecule: messenger RNA, 1961 nt
Organism: Anopheles funestus (African malaria mosquito)
Lineage: Eukaryota; Metazoa; Arthropoda; Insecta; Diptera; Culicidae
Exons: 4
Coding region: 344-1171 (275 amino acids)
Biological process (GO): regulation of transcription by RNA polymerase II
Cellular component (GO): transcription regulator complex; nucleus
Source: RefSeq, a predicted model, not a curated record